Cimex lectularius (bed bug) is the source of this 1124-nucleotide messenger RNA. RefSeq lists its product as uncharacterized. The coding region runs from base 227 to 673 and encodes 148 amino acids. The transcript has 2 exons. The record is from RefSeq and is a predicted model, not a curated record. Lineage: Eukaryota; Metazoa; Arthropoda; Insecta; Hemiptera; Cimicidae.
GUGAGUGAGGUGGUGUGCGAUAUUGAAAGAACCAGUGCGAGAAAGGCACGGUGCGAGAGCGAGGGAAGCGGUGUGCGAUAAUGAGGUAGUGUGCGAGAGCGAAAGAACCAGUGCGACAGCGAGGGAAGUGGUGUGCGAUAAUGAGGUGGUGUGCGAGAAGAAAAGAAGCAGUGCGAGAGCGAAAGAACCAGUGCGAGAAAGGCACGGUGCAAGAGCAAGAGAAGCGAUGCGUGAGAAUGAGGGUUUGCGGAGCGAAAGAACCAGUGCGAGAGCAAUGGAAGUGGUGUGCGGGAGGGAAAGAACCAGUGCGAGAGUGAAACCAGUGCGAGAAAGGCACGGUGCGAGAGCGAGGGAAGCGGUGUGCGAGAAUGAGGUGGUGUGCGAGAGGAAAAGAAGCAGUGCGAGAGCGAAAGAACCAGUGCGAGAAAGGCACGGUGCAAGAGCAAGAGAAGCGAUGCGUGAGAAUGAGGGUUUGCGGAGCGAAAGAACCAGUGCGAGAGCAAUGGAAGUGGUGUGCGGGAGGGAAAGAACCAGUGCGAGAGUGAAACCAGUGCGAGAAAGGCACGGUGCGAGAGCGAGGGAAGCGGUGUGCGAGAGCGAAAGAACCAGUGCUAGAGUGAGAGAAGCGGUAUGCGAGAAUGAGAUGAUGUGCGUAGUGAAAGAACCAGUGUGAGAAAGGCAUGGUGCGAGAGCGAGAGAAGCGAUGAGCGAGAAUGAGGGUGUGCGGAGCGACAGAACCUGUGCGAGAGCAAUGGAAGUGGUGUGCGGGAGGAAAAGAACCAGUGCGAGAAAGGCACGGUGCGAGAGCGAGAGAAGCGAUGCGCGAGAAUGAGGUGAUGUGCGAUUGCGUGAGGAAAAUGAGAAGUGUGCGAGGGCGAGAGAGGCACUGUAUGGCAGCGAUUUUUUUUAUCGUUCCAUAAUUGAGCAGUAUUGUCUUGCUUUCAUUUUUCAUUGGUUGUUGUUAAUUUUAAAAAUAAUAUUUUAUUCUAGUUGAAAUAUGCAUUAUUUCAACCUAAUAUAUAUAUUAAAUUCUCAUUUGGAACCAGUAACCGAUCUUAGGCAAUAUAUUUGUUUCCCUGUUUUGUUAACGUGAUGUACAAUAUAUAUAAUUUUUUCUUCCAAUU